AUGGAAAAUACAGGUCAUUUGUUCCGCGAUUGUGAGUUCACAAAGCGUAUUUGGAUGUGCUCCUCGCUCGGGAUUCAACCACAAGCUGCCACAAACAUCCCGAUCGUGGAUUGGAUACGGAAUUUGCUAAAUCUAUUCUGGAAAGAAGACGGAAUAAAAUCUGAGCGAGUUCAGGAGUUCGUUCUCACACUCUGGUUUAUUUGGAUUUUCAGAAACAAUAUAGUCUUUCAAAACCAAUAUGAUAAUCCGAUCACUAUCUAUAAAAGGAAGGAAACACUCCUAAGUGAAUAUGCCGAAAGCAAGAAGUUAAAAGUGGCAAAUCCUCGAUCAACCCAGUCACGAACUACAGAACAACCGGAAGAGAUACGACAAACAAGUAACCUCCAAUAUGAUACAAGCUGCAUCAUUCUAGUGGAUGGGGCCUGGAAAAGGUAUAAGAAGUUUCACCCAAGAGCAGGAAUAGGAUGGGUUGCUAGAGAAAAUGAGGCCAUAUUAUUUGAAGGCAAUGCAAAUGUAAUGGCGUCGACUCCAACACAGGCAGAGGCCUAUGCUCUGUUUCACGCCAUGCGCACGACAUACAACAGAGGAAUCAGACAGGCUACUUUUAUUUCAGAUUGCGCCGAGCUAGUCCGAGCAAUAGAUAGUCAACAUCAUCCUUUCGAGAUAACCACCAUCAUUCACGAUAUUAAUUCUCUCAGAGCUAAGUUCGACAAAUGUGAAAUCAAAAAGGUAAAUAGAAUAGAUGUUAAACCAGCACAUGUAUUAGCCCAAGCAGCUAGACAAGGCGAUGAGAGAUAUAGGAGUAGAAAUGAGCAGCGGCAGCAUCGUCGGGAAAAAUGGCGGUGA
Molecule: messenger RNA, 846 nt
Organism: Beta vulgaris subsp. vulgaris (sugar beet)
Lineage: Eukaryota; Viridiplantae; Streptophyta; Magnoliopsida; Caryophyllales; Amaranthaceae
Exons: 2
Coding region: 1-846 (281 amino acids)
Molecular function (GO): nucleic acid binding; RNA-DNA hybrid ribonuclease activity
Source: RefSeq, a predicted model, not a curated record